AUGGCGCGUGCAGAGGGCAGCAGGGCGCACGGGGCGCACGGGGCAGCAGGGCAGCAGGGCGCGCGGGGCGCACAGGGCUGCAGGGCGCGCGGGGCGCACAGGGCAGCAGGGCGCACAGGGCUGCAGGGCAGCAGGGCGCACAGGGCUGCAGGGCAGCAGGGCGCGCGGGGCGCGCAGGGCGCGCAGGGCAGCAGGACAGCAGGGCGCGCAGGGCUGCAGGGCAGCACAGGGCUGCAGAUCCCCUCCCCCCCACCGCUGCACCCGCAGCAGGGGGAUGGAGGAGAAAUCCCCUCUCCCCCACUGCUGCACCCGCAGCAGGGGUGGAGGAGAAAAGGGGCGGGGCGGGGGGGGGCUGGUGCUGCAGAUCCCCUCCAGCCUCCCUCUGAACCUCCAAGCUCCCCCCCUCUCCCAACACAGGAUCCCCUCCCCCCCACUGCUGCACCCGCAGCAGGGGUGGAGGAGAAAGGGGGGGGGGGGCGGGGGGGGCUGGUGCUGCAGAUCCCCUCCUGGCUCCCUCUGAACCUCCAAGCUCCCCCCCCCUCCCAACACAGGGUGCGGCAGGGAGAGAGAGAGAGGAGAAAAGGGCGGGGGGGGGGCUGA
Closterium sp. Naga37s-1 is the source of this 600-nucleotide messenger RNA. The record is from the annotation of a GenBank genome assembly. NCBI's taxonomy places the organism in Eukaryota, Viridiplantae, Streptophyta, Zygnematophyceae, Desmidiales, Closteriaceae.